Molecule: messenger RNA, 507 nt
Organism: Mesorhabditis spiculigera
Lineage: Eukaryota; Metazoa; Nematoda; Chromadorea; Rhabditida; Rhabditidae
Source: the annotation of a GenBank genome assembly
AUGGACAACAGCUCCGACAAAGGCUACGACUCUGACCUUGAUGAGAAGUUCUCGGGGAGCGGUGAUGAGAACACGGGCAAUGGGCAGGAAGUGGAAGCCGACGGCGUCUUUUUCUUCGAUGAAGACGUGGACUGGCAGAAGAUUAAGAGGCGAUCCUUCGAUAUUGAGGACGACAAAAUGGAGGCGCCAGUGACACGCUCCGAACGCUUCUCCAACUACGAGGAGCUCGUGCCGAUGGGUCGACACCGACGGUCUGGCAAUGAAAAAGUCCAUCCGCGAGAACUGAAGACCGCCUGGGGCCAGAUGCGAGCCGCUCCGAAGUCGUCGCCGCCGGUGCCUAUUCCUGGCAAGGAAAACUAUCAGCCGUGCUGGGAUGACUCUUUCGAAUUCAACCAGAGAUUCGGAAUGUAUCGUAAUCAGAACCAACGGGACACCUCCAACCAUCAUCAGAAUGUCGACCCGCGGUGCCAGAAGCCAGACGGGCCCCCCUCCUUCCACCCAUCACAC